Penicillium vulpinum is the source of this 1581-nucleotide messenger RNA. RefSeq names its product Dyp-type peroxidase. NCBI's taxonomy places the organism in Eukaryota, Fungi, Ascomycota, Eurotiomycetes, Eurotiales, Aspergillaceae. Gene Ontology annotation, molecular function: heme binding; peroxidase activity. The transcript is spliced from 8 exons. The coding region runs from base 1 to 1581 and encodes 526 amino acids. The record is from RefSeq and is a predicted model, not a curated record. Gene Ontology annotation, cellular component: cytosol.
AUGAGUCUUACUACAGCCAUCAAGGCAAACAUCCAGGGAGAUGUUUGGCCCGGUCUCCCUAAAAGAUUUCAAUCUUUUCUCUUUUUCCGCGUUCAAAACAGAAUUGAUUUCAAGAACCGACUGAGAACAUUUAUUCCCAAGAUCACCACGGCCCAAGAUGCCUGUGAGAUGGGCGAGACCAUUAAGCAGGCAAAGAGGGAAGCCGAACUAGCAAAGCGAUCAGCUAAGCUUCAAGCUUUACCAGGAGUCAACAUUGCCUUUACCUCGACCGGCCUUGAAGCACUUGGAGCAUUUGUGAAUGCCAAUGAUCAGAUGCUCGUCAAAAAGGAUAGACAGCUAUCUACAGUCUUCCGGAAGCAACAGCUCCGUGGUGGACUGUUCGAAAAGGGAAUGUAUUCGGAUCUUGUGGGCGAGGGGUGGGACAAUCCACAAGAGCUUCGAAAGGAAUACCAGCCCACCAGUGAUAAUGAGAGACUCAUUGAUGGUGUAAUUAUGGUGACCUCGAGCUUGAAGUCGGGUUUAGACGCCAAGAUCAGCGAGGUGAAGCAACAUUUCCUAGCCGAGGAGGGAGAACCCCUUAACCCAGACACCUACGUCCUCAGCAGAAACCCUUCUAUAGAGUUUACUCUGGUCAGAGAAGGAAAAGUUCGCCCUGGUGCUAUGAAAGGAAAGGAGCACUUCGGAUUCAAGGACGGAAUCAGUCAGCCUAUAAUUGAGGGUUGGGAUGAUCAUCAGCCCAAAGAAAAGGAGCCCAAAGCCACUAAAUCAGGGUUGAUUGUUUGCGGGCAUGAGGGUGACCCUAUGGGCCAACCAGCAUGGGUGAAAGAUGGCAGUUUCCUUGUUUUCCGUGACCUGCAACAACUUGUUCCUGAGUUUGACGAAUUCAUGGAGGAAAAUGCCCGGCACGCCCCUUUUACUCAAGAUCAUCCCAGGCCAGCCGAAAAGCUUGCUGCAUACUUGAUGGGAAGAUGGAAGAACGGAACCCCUGUGGAUGAGUCUCCUCAUGAUGACUCUGAUGAAAGCCUAUUUUCGUCAAACAACUUUGAUUACCACCCUGUUACAGAGCACUUGAAGUGCCCCUUUGCGGCCCACACCCGCAAAAUGAGACCACGAGCUGACUUAGAGCACGACCAUGCUGUCAUUAUCCGCCGUGGCAUUCCGUACGGCGAAGAAGUCUCAGCCGAAGAAAUGACCGAACGAAAGUCAGCUGAAGAUAAGGAACGUGGGCUUCUGUUUGUCUGCUACCAGAGCGAUAUCCGAAAUGGAUUCAACUUCUUGACUACCCGCUGGGCCAGCAACCACCACUUCCCCGACCGCAAGACUAACUUCGUUGGUGGUGAAGGUCCUGGAAUUGAUGCAAUUGUGGGCCAGAGACUGGAUCAUCACCCACCUCGCUCUAUCGGUCUUCCUGAUGGCAAAUUCCCUACCGAGGCCCGCAUGCCACUGGAAAGCUGGGUUGUUCAGAGAGGAGGCGAAUACUUCUUCGUGCCUUCUAUCUCGACAUUGAAGAACGAACUCACUGGCCCUACUCCUAUCUUUGACCAGGAGAAACUGGCGCAACUCCGUGAGGAUAACGCGUAA